AAGAGCCGUAUAAAUAUUCGAUUGAAUUUAGGAGUGAGAUCAGUGUAAGACUGCCACCAAAGACUUUAAGAUGAUCAAUUAUCCAGCACUAAUUAUCGGCUUGGCUGGCCUUGCAGUAGUAAUAACCGCUCAUCCGAAUUAUCUACCUAGAGAUUUAUCGGAUGGACGAAUUGUUGGAGGAGAAGAUAUCGAGAUCGAGGAUGUGCCUUAUCAAGUGAGCGUCCUGGUUCGAGGACGUCAUAAAUGCGGCGGGAGUAUAAUAUCGGACUACUGGGUUCUCACAGCCGCUCAUUGUACUCAAUUUGCCCAACGAAUGUAUUCUGUUCGUGCUGGAACUGUGUGGAAGGACCAGGGUGGAACCAUUUACGAAGUUGACAAAGUGGUUAAUCACGAAAAUUACCGACUAAUAUUCGAUAUUCCAAUGGAUGACAUAGCGCUACUUCGAUUAGCAACACCUUUUGUCUUUGGAGACGCUUGCCAACCCAUAGAUUUGCCCAAUAAGGGUGAAAAAGUUAAACCCGAAACUCAGACUGUCGUCACUGGAUGGGGCGAUACAAAGAGCUUCCCCUUUAAUGGCCGACUUCAAAUGGUCGUUAUUCCCACAAUUAGCAUCGAAAGUUGUCAGGAAGCUUAUGAUUUCACAAAGAUUCCAGAUGAAGGAAGAAUUUGCGCGAUGACUCCAGACGGUGGUAAAGAUGCUUGUCAAGGUGAUUCUGGUGGUCCAAUGGUGGUUGAUAAACGGCUUGUUGGGAUCGUAUCUUGGGGCGUUGAAUGCGCUGUUAAAGGAAAUCCCGGAAUUUAUACGGAAGUUCAACACUACCGCGAUUGGAUAGAACUAAUUACUGGAUUUUAAUUUUAGUUUUUUUUGUUACAACUUGUAGAAUAUAUUUUUAUAAUAAAAAUUUUUUUAUAAUUAACGUUUUA
Molecule: messenger RNA, 924 nt
Organism: Cotesia glomerata
Lineage: Eukaryota; Metazoa; Arthropoda; Insecta; Hymenoptera; Braconidae
Product: trypsin-3-like
Exons: 2
Coding region: 71-853 (260 amino acids)
Biological process (GO): proteolysis
Molecular function (GO): serine-type endopeptidase activity
Source: RefSeq, a predicted model, not a curated record